Molecule: messenger RNA, 3195 nt
Organism: Aedes albopictus (Asian tiger mosquito)
Lineage: Eukaryota; Metazoa; Arthropoda; Insecta; Diptera; Culicidae
Exons: 2
Coding region: 336-2432 (698 amino acids)
Molecular function (GO): nucleic acid binding; RNA-DNA hybrid ribonuclease activity
Source: RefSeq, a predicted model, not a curated record
CAGGACUCGGAUAAGGCAAGACAUGCGUGGUCGACCAAUGCCUAUCAAAAAGCUUGUGAAAUCUUCACACCGUCGAGGGUCGAAUGGGCAUUGAUUUCUUUUCAACCUUUCAAAUCUGCCGGGAAAGAUGGAAUUUUCCCAGCUUUACUUCAACAUGGAAAAGAGGCGAUUUGUCCGCUCUUAACCGAAAUAUUCAGAGCCAGUAUUACUUUAGCUUACAUACCUAAGGCAUGGCGGAAGGUUCGUGUUGUUUUUAUCCCAAAAGCUGGCAAAUGGGACAAAACAACUCCAAAAGCCUUCAGACCCAUAAGCCUUUCUUGUGUUCUGUAUAGACCAUGGAGAAAAUAGUGGAUGACUUUGUCAAGUCUACCAGCUUAGUAGAAAUGCCUCUAAGCAAAUUUCAAUUUGCUUAUCAAACAGGCAAAUCUACUAUAACAGCGCUACAGUCGCUAGUCGGCAAAAUUGAGAAAUCGUUUCAAGCCAAGGAAAUAGCCGUGGUUGCUUUUCUCGACAUUGAAGGAGCAUUCGAUAACGCAUCCUACAGCUCAAUGCGUUCUGCAAUGGAAGCAAGGGGCUUGGAUAAAUGCAUUAUUGAAUGGAUAAUAUCGAUGCUUAGAGAUCGAGAGAUCUCUUCCGUUCUUGGAGGUGCGCAACUAUCAGUAAGAUCUGUGAAGGGCUGUCCUCAAGGAGGAUUACUAUCGCCCUUACUGUGGUCUUUGGUAGUGGACGAACUCCUUAAAAAACUCAUCAAUCAAGGCUUUGAGGUUAUUGGAUACGCAGAUGAUGUAGCUAUUCUGAUACGUGGAAAAUAUGACGACACGAUAUCUAGCCGGCUACAAUCUGCGAUGAAUGUUACCAUCAAAUGGUGCCGAGAGGAGGGAUUAAACGUAAACCCUUCAAAAACUGUAAUUGUACCUUUUACUAGAAGGUUAAAAAUGAAUCUUACUGAACCUUCUUUAGAUGGAGUUCAAAUUCAGUUCUCAGAAGAAGUUAAACAUCUUGGGGUAACUUUGGACAAAAGACUGAAUUGGAAUUCUCAUUUAAACAAUGUUUUAACCAAGGGUACCACCAAUGCCCUUUGGGUCUGCAGCAAAGCCUUAGGAAAAACCUGGGGUCUUAGACCUAACAUGAUUCAUUGGAUCUAUGCUGCAAUAGUCCGGCCUAAGAUUACUUAUGCUUCACUUCUUUGGUGGCCCAAAACAAAUGAGGUAACCUGUCAAAAGAAGCUAAGUAAGUUACAAAGACUUGCAUGUAUAUCUAUGACAGGAGCAAUGAAAAGCACUCCAUCAGUUGCUUUGGAUGCCCUUCUUAAUUUACUGCCAUUGCAUCAAUUUGUUAAACUACAAGCGGCAAAAAGUGCCCUGCAGUUUAUAGGUUCCAAUAAAGUCCUAGACGGGGAUCUUGUUGGACAUUUGAGGAUCAUCAAAGACUUCAAAUUAAACAUGGACAUAAAAACAGUAGAAGAUUGGAUGAUAACGAAGACCAACUAUGAUGUUCCAUUCAAAGUGGUGAAACCAUGUCGCUAUGUUUGGGAUGCUGGUGGGCCAAGUUUACGUCCAGGUUCUAUUGCAUUUUAUACUGAUGGGUCCAAGAUGGGAGAAAAUACUGGAGCUGGUGUUUUUGGCCCCGGUAUCAGUAAGGCUAUACCAAUGGGAUGUAGUCCCACUGUAUUUCAAGCGGAAGUUCAAGCCAUUCUAGAGUGUGCCAACAUUUGUCUGAAAAGAAAUUAUAGGUUUGCCAAGAUCUGUAUUUUUUCGGACAGUCAGGCGGCUCUAAAUGCGCUAAAAACUUUCACGUGCCAAUCAAAGCUAGUGUGGGAAUGCAUUAUUUCUCUGAAGCAAUUGGCCAGUAGGAACGAGGUAACUUUAUACUGGGUGCCCGGUCAUUGUGGAAUUCUGGGAAAUGAAAACGCCGACAAUUUAGCUAGACAGGGUGCGGCAUCAAGCUUUGUAGGCCCUGAACCUUUCUGUGGAGUUCCUGAGUGUGCUCUUCGGAUGAAACUAAAAACUUGGGAAAUGUCCUCGGUAGAAUCUAAUUGGAAUGCCACGGAUACUUCCAAGCAAGCAAAAAGGUUCAUAAAACCCAGUGCAGAAAAAGCCAGGUCCAUACUGAAUCUAAACAAAAGAGAUCUCAGGGUAAUUACUGGUCUGAUGACUGGCCACUGCCCGAGUAAAUAUCAUCUAAGAAAGAUUGGAAAAAUCCAAUCCUCAAGGUGUCGUUUCUGUCAAACGGAAAACGAAACUGCCGAGCAUUUACUCUGCAACUGCGGAGUGCUGUACCAUCACAGGUUGGCGAUAUUUGGUAAAGGGUUUCUAGAGCCCUUGGAAAUUUGGAGAAGUAAUCCCAACAGGGUAAUAAACUUUAUAAAACGAGUUAUGCCUAGUUGGGAUCAGGUGUUACAUAAACCAUUGUCCAUCACAGCUCUAUUGUGACAGGAUACUUGACUAGCACCAAAUUAAAUAUGGGACCACAAUAUUCCUAAAUAAUGGACGCAGUGGUUAAAAGGCUCUACAGAUGAGGGAAAAAAAUAGAAAAUGGGUCAUAUUACCGCUCUCAUCUUAAAAUUUGGUCGACCCAAUUUCCAGCGACACUGCCGUGAAUUUAUAUUCAUUUUUUAGAUAAUUUGGCAACUUUAAAUUAAGUUUACAUACAAUUUUUUUUGGAGAAGUUUCUUUUAAAUUAUGUUCAACGUUUCUUUGACUUAUUAUCUUUUGAAUGAAGCCUAGGGUUUUGAAAACGGACGCAAAUUGGCGGAGAUAUGGGCCUAAAAAAUGGCAUGUUUUUGAGGGGGUGACCCCAAACUUUUGAUCGGGAGUGUAAAUAUUUCUGUUAUAAAUGUGUACGCAGAGCGAAAGCGGUUUAUUUAUUGUUUGAAACUGUUUGCCUAUCGAUUUGAAUUACCUUAUGACAACUAUGUUGUCGGGUCAUUAAUUGGCUCGGUAGCUUAGUUGGUAAAGCACUUGUCUAGCGAAUAAGGGUCGUGAGUUCAAAUCUCAGCUGAGCUGUGGAUUUUUUCCCCAAUUUAACCAAUAAUUUACCCAUCUACAUAUGUACGUUGAGUUGUUUGAAAUUCAUAAUUGACCGCACGGAUUGGUAUUGCCGAAAAUUUGCACUUUGAGUGAGACAACAAUAAUUUUAAUAAAUAAAUGUAAGAAGAAUGUUCACUAUAGGUGGAUUAAAUCGUUCUUUUUUUAU